Molecule: messenger RNA, 759 nt
Organism: Marasmius oreades (fairy-ring Marasmius)
Lineage: Eukaryota; Fungi; Basidiomycota; Agaricomycetes; Agaricales; Marasmiaceae
Exons: 2
Coding region: 1-759 (252 amino acids)
Source: RefSeq, a predicted model, not a curated record
AUGGCACGAGUACUCGUCCUGGGUGGCCACGGCAAGGUCGCAUCCCGAAUCACAAAGUUGCUUGCCGCUCAAAACCAUCAUGUCGUGUCGGUAAUCCGCACUGCAGAACAUAUCACCGAUAUCCGAGCUCUAGCACCAUCGCACAACAUCCAACUAGUCGAACCAGUAGUGGCCUCUAUCGAAGAUGCAGACGAUGAUGUUGCUGCUAGGAUGAUGAAGGAUAUCGAUUGGGUAGUUUGGUCGGCCGGUGCUGGUGGAAAAGGAGGACCAGAACGUACGAAGGCUGUGGAUGAAAUUGGUGCUAAACGGUUUAUUAAAGCCGCCCUGGAGGCACCGUCGGUCAAGAAGCUCCUAAUGGUAUCUACUAGCAGUGCUCGUCGGCGACCUGCUUCCUACUGGGCCGAGGACGAUAUCGCAGCACUCAAUCGAUCGUGGCAGAACAUUGGAGUUUAUUGUCAAGCCAAACUCGACGCGGAUGAAUACCUCUUCGAAGAGAGUCGCAAGGCUGCGAAAAACGAAUGGGAGGAUAUCUGUCUCCGCCCCGGGACACUCUCAGAUGAGCCUGGAGUUGGAAAAGUCGACCUUGGGAAGGCCAAAAAGGUGGGAAAUGUCAGUAGGGAUGACGUUGCCUCUGUCGCCGUGGAACUGUUGAAGCGGGGAAAUGCUGGUGGUUUAUGGCUGGAUUUAAUCGGUGGAGAUGAACCUAUUGAAGCUGCAGUGGACAGAGUGUUGUCGCAAAGGAUCACUGCGAAGGAGUAG